This is a messenger RNA of Agrilus planipennis (emerald ash borer), 2366 nucleotides long. Its product is annotated as transcription factor Sp4. Gene Ontology annotation, molecular function: RNA polymerase II cis-regulatory region sequence-specific DNA binding; DNA-binding transcription factor activity, RNA polymerase II-specific. NCBI's taxonomy places the organism in Eukaryota, Metazoa, Arthropoda, Insecta, Coleoptera, Buprestidae. The transcript is spliced from 6 exons. Bases 453 to 2285 code for a protein of 610 amino acids. The record is from RefSeq and is a predicted model, not a curated record. Gene Ontology annotation, biological process: regulation of transcription by RNA polymerase II.
AAAAUACAUUAGAUUAACGACAGUGACUUCAGUUAAAUAAACUAACUGUAAAAAUAUACUUCCAUGUUCAGUAAAAGAUUUAGAGCACGCUUGCGCUGACGUGGAGUAAAAUGAAAGAGAAAAUUGCACGCUUUCAAAGCCUGGCCCCAUGUGUUAACGAAUGGCGUGGUUUGAGAAACAGUUGCCCAACCUGCAAUAACGUGCAUGGAAGAACCGGGCCUAAACCAGCCUAAAUUUUGCACGCCCUAAAGUGUUACUUUACAUCCUUAUCGUGCAUUCAAAAGUUGCGGUAUUCAUAAAGUGCCUUCUUAAAAAUAUUACAGAAAUUGUUUACAGUGCGGUGUUGCAUAAAACGUUAUCGAUUUCAAGGUAACUGAAGCCUGGUUCACAACAGACAGAGAAACACAAAGUGAAGUGAACAUGUAUGGAAUUUAUUUAAAUUUUGAAGAAUAAUGACUACAGAAGUGACAUCUCUAAAGACAGAAUACGUCCAGAACAACUCACAGGAAUUAAAGCCAACCCCUUCGCCCCUCGCUCUCUUGGCGGCAACUUGUAGCAAGAUCGGUGCCACCUCGAACGAAACCGUCAACAAUACCAACAGUAUCGAUAGCACACCGCCCACGAUGACCAGCACGCCCAAUUCGAUCAAAAAUCUUCCAGUUACUGGAAGUCCGCAGGUGGUGAGUGUGCCUGUAGGAAUACCUCAGCAGCUUCAACAACAGCUGCUUCAACAGCAAGGGGCGCAGCUGGUGAACGCUGCCGCCGCCGGUCAGAAUCUCGCCUACAACGUCAUGCAACCAAUGCAAACAGUCACUGUAGAUGGGCAGGAGGCCCUAUUCAUUCCGGCCAUGUCAUUGACAGGGGGACAACAACCGCAGCAAAUCUUUAGCCCUAGUCAAAUUAUUCGAUCUCCUGGAGUUAUACCCACCAAUUUGCAAAAUAUCCAAACGGUGCAGUUAUCAAACGGUCAAAGUGUCGCAGUUAGGCCGUCAAUUCCCCAAGUGGUGCAAUUUCCGACAAUGCAACAGACAAUACCUGUGCAAGUUCCAAUAUCGUCGUCUAAUGGACAAACGAUCUAUCAGACAAUCCAUUUUCCAGUACAAUUAGCAACGGUGCCGAAUAUUAUACAGACUCAACAGGUAGUUCCCCAGAUUGCAAGCAUCUUGACGCCGAAUGGUCAGUUACAGCCGGUGCAGAUCGCGACAUCUAUGGCCGCCCAACCUGCUCAACAAACGCCACAAACGCCCACUUCUGUUGCUACCCAAAACGUCACUGUUCAAGCAGCUGAUACUAAUGCUCAGCCGCUUACAUUUACCGGUGCAAAUGGGCAGCAGUUUACUGUUAUUCCCGCCACUAAUUUGCAACAACUUAGGGGUACAAACAUUGGGAAUGUAAUUCAAAUGCCUAAUAUUCAAACUAUCCCUACCAUUCAAAAUAUACCGGGAAUUGGGAAUGUUCAAGUAAUUACCCAACCAGCUGCCCCUCAAUUGGCAGUUGGUCAACAGUUGCAACAAGAUCCUAAUGAUCCUAGUAAGUGGCAAGUUUUACAGAACAUUACCACUACAUCUCAACCUGUCUCGACACCUCUCACACCAGGAGUUGUGGUAAAUACUUCAUUGGAACAAAACUCGACUACACAAACCAGUGAUUCGUUACAAGAUGGUUUGCAAAAGCAAAGAGUACGACGUGUAGCUUGUACAUGUCCCAACUGCGCAGAGGGUGAGCGGCAUUCUGAUCGAAAAAAACAACAUAUUUGCCAUAUACCAGGAUGCAAUAAAGUUUACGGUAAAACUUCUCAUUUAAGAGCCCACCUAAGGUGGCAUACUGGUGAAAGACCAUUUGUAUGUAAUUGGUUGUUUUGUGGAAAAAGAUUUACUAGGUCAGACGAACUGCAGAGGCAUAGAAGAACACAUACAGGAGAGAAGAGGUUUCAAUGUCCUGAAUGUAGUAAGAAAUUUAUGAGAUCAGAUCAUCUUUCAAAGCAUAUCAAAACACAUCAGAAGCAGAGAAUAACACGACAGAAUGGAGAAGUUAAUGAACCAGGAGAGGAAGAACAUUGGGAACAAGGUCAACCUGAAGAGGACAACAAGAUUAUUCCUCAGGUUUGGAUAACUGAUGGUAAAAAAGUCAAAUAUGCUAUAACACAGCUGAACUAUUCACAAGAGGCAGCAACAUCUACACAAUCAGCAUCUUCUGAUAGUUCAAGCAAUGAAGAGAAAAUGAUGAUAACAAUAAGCACAUCAGAAGCAGAUGAAUUAAUCAUAGCAGAUCCUUUAGACACGUGAAAUAAUCUAAUUUGUAAGAUAUUAAAGUAAUUUAUGUAAAAAUAAGAAAGAACAUUUAUUAUAUGAAAACAUUUUUGUUAA